CACUCCGAGAAAACCAUCCCCAAAGCACACGAGCACGCAGUAGCACACAGUAUCUCUCUACUCCUUGCUCGCGGCACCAUCACACUGCAGAGACCACCAAUGGCUUCCAAGGUUGCCCUCUUCCUGGCCCUGAGCCUCCUCUUCGCCGCCGCUGCGCACGGCUGCGCACCCUACUGCCCCGGCCCCGUCGUCCCGACCCCACCGGUCGUGCCUACCCCGUCCCACAGUCACGGGCGCUGUCCGAUCGACGCGCUCAAGCUCAGGGUGUGCGCCAACGUGCUGGGCCUCGUCAAGGUCGGCCUGCCCCAGUACGACGAGUGCUGCCCGCUGCUGCAGGGGCUCGUCGACCUCGACGCCGCCGUCUGCCUCUGCACUGCGAUCAAGGCUGACGUUCUUGGCAUCCACCUCAACGUGCCCGUCAGCCUCAACCUCAUCCUCAACAAGUGUGGCAAGAUUUGCCCGGCCGACUUCACUUGCCCUCAGUGAGAUGCACGGGGGAGCUUGUCGAUUGAGAUGAAGCCAAGCAUCCAAGGAACCUAGACUUGUCGAUCUCCACUCUCGCGAUUCAACGGCGACAUAUAUGUCUUGUUAAAUGAUCAAUUAGUUUGUUAUAAAUUCUUUCACUGUACCUUUUUUCUUUUCCGAGGAUCGAACCUUGUAUGAAGUUGUACUACUACCAUUUUAAAUUGGCAAUGAAAAAUGUUCACCUUUUACUUUGGAGAAA
Panicum virgatum (switchgrass) is the source of this 724-nucleotide messenger RNA. Its product is annotated as cortical cell-delineating protein. The transcript has a single exon. Lineage: Eukaryota; Viridiplantae; Streptophyta; Magnoliopsida; Poales; Poaceae. Bases 100 to 486 code for a protein of 128 amino acids. The record is from RefSeq and is a predicted model, not a curated record.